GUAGUGUGGUGUACUGUAGUUUGGAUUCCAAAUCGAUCACAUGGAAGUUUGCCUUGGCGCGAGGGUUUCCGUCAUUUCUUCGUUCGUUUCUUAUCAGAUGGAUCGGAAUUGAAUUGAGUUGAAUUUAUAUAGUUGUCCUGUCCUUGUGUUUGGCUUGAUGCUGAGAAAAUUAAAAUCUAAAAUCGUAUUGGAUCGCAUUCAAUGCUAAAUUAAUUCGUUCGCGUGAACCACACACACUGUUGUGUUCUUUUAAUGAUAUAAGAGAGACUCCGUGUGAAAGGUUGGACAUUGAUGUACGCAGUGCAGCAGCAAUGGAGGGCUUGGAGAAACUGAAACGCACUUUCCAAACUGGGCGAACACGAGGAAUCGAUUGGCGAAGUGCGCAGCUUCGAGCUCUUCUGAGACUUCUAUCGCAAAAUGAGGCCCAGAUUUUUGAAGCUCUGGAAAAGGAUCUCGGGAAACAUGCUGUUGAAGCGUAUCGCGAUGAGAUUGGAGUGGUGAAGAAAUCAGCAGACCAUGCUUUGCUUCAUCUCAAGGAAUGGAUGGCUCCCAAAAAGAGUCCACUACCUUUACUCUUGCAACCCGCAAGAGGACAGAUUUUGACUGAACCGCUGGGCACGGUACUUAUAUUCGGGUGCUGGAAUUUCCCCAUCAGUCUUACAUUGGAUCCUUUAAUUGGGGCAAUAUCUGCCGGAAACACAACUGUUCUAAAGCCAUCGGAGUUAGCACCAGCAUGUUCUUCGGUACUUUUCCGUACAAUCCCACUCUAUUUGGACACAGAAGCCAUUAAAGUUGUCGAAGGAGGAAGUGAUAUUGCGGAAAAAUUAUUGGAGCAACAAUGGGAUAAAAUAUUUUUCACAGGUAGCCCACGAGUUGGACGCAUAAUCAUGUCUGCUGCUGCAAAGCAUUUGACACCCGUUACUCUAGAGCUGGGUGGAAAAUGUCCCGCCAUUUUUGAUGUCUUCUCUGCCUCAGACUUUAAGGUGGCUGUAAAGAGAAUAGUUGGAGGGAAAUGGGGACCAUGUGCAGGGCAGGCCUGCAUAGGAAUUGAUUACUUGCUUGUCGAACAAAAGCAUGUCACACAGUUGGUUGACUCACUGAAGCUUUGCAUCCAAAGAUUUUAUGGUGAUGGCGUGGAGAAGCUGCAGAACAUUUGUAGAAUUGUGAACAGGCAUCACUUUGAUAGAGUGCGCGGUAUGGUUGAGGAAUCUGGUGUGGCAGCUUCCAUUGUUUAUGGUGGCUCGUUCGAUGAGGAAAAUUUGAUGAUUCAGCCGACAAUUUUGGUGAAUCCUCCUCUGGAUGCUCAGGUUAUGACUGACGAAAUAUUUGGACCGCUGCUCCCCAUUAUUACGCUUGACAAAAUUGAAGAAAGCAUCGAGUUCAUCAAUGCAAGAGCAAAGCCUCUGGCCAUAUACGCCUUCACGAAGAAUGAAAAAUUGAAGGACAGGAUUUUGCAAGAAACAUCCUCCGGAAGUGUGACAUUCAACGACGCCAUGAUCCAGUUUAUAUGCGAUACUUUGCCUUUCGGAGGCAUGGGACAAAGCGGGUUCGGGCGGUACCAUGGAAAAUACUCAUUCGAUACGUUCAGCCAUGAGAAGGCAGUUCUGCACAGAAAUUUCGGGUUUGAGCUGAAGGCCAGGUACCCUCCAUGGAACAGCUUUAAGCUUGAGUUCAUUAGGCUGGCUUAUGACCUCAACUAUCUCGCCCUAUUGCUUCUCUUGCUGGGCUUCAACCGCCACCGCCAACCCUAACCGUACGUGCCCAAGUACGCAUUUCUUGUCCUGUCUUGUCUGGUUGAGGAAAGAUGCCAAUCUACUUGAGCUACUUCACAUACUUAUAAGCGUCUGUUUACUUCCAUGUAUUGGCAUUGUGCUUUUGCAUGGUGGCGUGCCAAAACAUGCUUGGGUGGUGGAUCUAUAGCUUAUUGACAUAUACUUGCUCUAUUAUUUCAUUCA
Andrographis paniculata is the source of this 1955-nucleotide messenger RNA. RefSeq names its product aldehyde dehydrogenase family 3 member F1. NCBI's taxonomy places the organism in Eukaryota, Viridiplantae, Streptophyta, Magnoliopsida, Lamiales, Acanthaceae. Gene Ontology annotation, cellular component: cytoplasm. The record is from RefSeq and is a predicted model, not a curated record. The transcript is spliced from 10 exons. Gene Ontology annotation, biological process: aldehyde metabolic process. Gene Ontology annotation, molecular function: aldehyde dehydrogenase (NAD+) activity. Bases 312 to 1751 code for a protein of 479 amino acids.